Messenger RNA from Myxocyprinus asiaticus (Chinese sucker), 2597 nucleotides. Its product is annotated as epidermal growth factor receptor kinase substrate 8-like protein 1. Gene Ontology annotation, biological process: positive regulation of ruffle assembly; regulation of Rho protein signal transduction; Rho protein signal transduction. The record is from RefSeq and is a predicted model, not a curated record. The transcript has 14 exons. The coding region runs from base 1029 to 2372 and encodes 447 amino acids. Gene Ontology annotation, molecular function: actin binding. Lineage: Eukaryota; Metazoa; Chordata; Actinopteri; Cypriniformes; Catostomidae. Gene Ontology annotation, cellular component: ruffle membrane; vesicle; plasma membrane.
CUCCUGCAGUUAUCCCAAGAAAACACUCAAAGUAUCUCAAAGUUGUAGUGCCUCCAAAUGAAAAAACUGCCAACACUAUUCCCACAGUAAAUGGAGGAGACAGAGUGAAAACAGAUACACAUCUGAUCCAUAGAGAGAGAGAAGUUUUACUGUUCAGUCGGUUCCCGCCUCCUCCUUGCCCACCUUACCCUGUUACAUUGGUGCCAAAACACGGGAGGGAGGAGGGAUGCGCUGUCGUGGAGUCCUCGCCACUGCCGUCCGCCAGGGGAGGAGCCGUGGCCGUCCGCCGGAUGACGGAGGAGUCGCUGCCGACCACCGGGAGUCAGAAGAACCACUGACAUCUGCCAGGAAGGGAAGGAGCCAUUCUGUCUGCCAGGGGUCAGAGGACUCGCUGCCAUCCGCCCAGUGAGGAGUGGCUAUCGUCCACCAGAGGGCGGAGGUGUGGCUGAGGACCAGGUGACGGCGUGUCCAGGGACCGGCAAAAGAGUUUUUCUCUCUCGCUCCUCUAUCUCUGUUGCCCUGCCUCGCUCUUUUCCUCUUCCCUCUCCCUCCCCUCAUCUCUCCCAGGGCUCCAGAAAGGUGGGGAAGACCUGCCAGAAGGGCAACACCCCCCCCCCCCCCCAGGAUGGGAAGGGAGGGGAGGGGAGUACGUCAUGUCGGAGGUUUCCCCAGCCUGAGUCAGGCGAUGGAGGAGUGUGACGAGGAGGAGGGAGGGGCCAGGCUGUGGGGACACAUGCCCGGCCCUGAAUUUGGCUAAUCAGCCGGGAGGUGGAUAAAGACGAGCCGGAGUUGCCAGUUCGAGAGAGAGAGCCAUAUGCGGCUGCUGUGUGUGUCUGUGUGUUUGAGUUUAAGUUGAUUUGAGAUAAUUUAUGUUAUUAAAACUUACAUUGACUGUUCAGCUGGUUCCCGCCUCCUCCUUGCCCACCAUUCCUUGUUACAGACUGUAAAAAUGGAGCAGCAUUGUAGUAUUUUUCAUCUCUCUAUGUCAGGAGUUGGUGAAUCACUGUUUUGCUGAUGUGGAGCAUUUUAUGGCAAGACUGCAGCAGACGGCAGAGGCUCAGAGCGCUCUAGCGCAACGAAGCAAGAAAAAGAGUCACAAGAAGAGCAGCAAGAAGAAGAAAGAGCCGGAUGAUGAUGUUCUGACACAAAAGGCAGCCCCUCCGUCGGAACAAGAGUUUGUGGAUAUUUUUCAGAAGAUUAAAUAUUCUCUUUGUCUAUUGGACCGGCUGAAGACAGAAAUAUCAGAGCCCACCUCAGAAGAGCUCUUGCACCAUGUCUUCAUUCCUUUGGAUUUGAUGGUGAAGACCACAGGUCCUAAGUUGGCAGCAACAGUCUCCAGCCCCGCUUUUACUAGUGGAGCAAUCUCACUAGUACAGAACAACCUUAAUGACAAAGAGAAACCACUCUGGACCUCACUUGGGCCUUACUGGAAUCUGCCAUACUCUCAACUCAGUGAAACUGUGCCUCAAUACACUCCUGUCUUUCUGGAUGGUUGGCAGCCUAAGGCUGUAGAUCCAUAUGGACAACUAAUCGAGGAUCCCAUAGAGUCACAGCACAAACAUGAAGCCCUUAUACAGGCGCAAGUAGAUACUCACCAGGAACAUGAAGGGAUGGAAAACUCAAUGCCUCCUCAAGAAGAAAGGUUGUACCGUUGCAGUUAUGACUUUGUGGCACGAAACAAUAGCGAGCUCUCAGUACUACAGGGAGAAACCCUGGAGGUGUUAGAGUCAUCUAAGCGAUGGUGGAAAUGUAGGAAUAAUUACGGCCAAAUUGGUUUCAUUCCAUAUAAUAUCCUUGAGCCGAACAAUCACACAGAAGUUGACUCCUCUAACGUAGUAAUGCGGCAUCAGUCUAUGAAAGCUCCUAUCUCUCCCCCGAGAGGUGGAAGAUUCUCCUAUGUUGCACCCAAUCACUCAGGUGGAAGUGCAAUCCACCUUGAUCCCCGCCCUCACAGUAUGCCAUCAAUUAGUGACAAUGGAGACAGAGCAAUAAAGGUGAACGAUGAACUCAUGCAGCGAUUGGCCAAUGGCAGAACAGCAUCAACACGCCCAGUGGUAAUUAAUAAAGCAAAUGAGACAACCACACCGCUGGACUAUCACUCUCCUCCAGCUGAGGUUCAGGAGUGGCUCAGAGCCAAAGGCUUCAAUGAUUUCACUGUGCAGAGUCUGGGUGUCCUAACAGGAGCUCAGCUCUUCUCUCUGAAUAAAGAGGAGCUGCGUGCUGUUUCUCCAGAGGAGGGCAUUAGAGUCUACAGCCAGAUCAUGGUGCAGAAAGCCCUGCUGGAGGAUGUGCAGAAGGCCACUGAGUUGGAGGCCAUCAUGAAGAAACAGAAGAUGAAAGUUGAUUUGAAAGCAGAAGAUGGAGACUUUUAAUCAAACUCCAGUUCUCUCAUUCACUCACUUAUUCAGACAAACACAUUUGUUACUGCUUUAAUAGAUGGGUGCGGCAUGAAUCAAAAUCUUGUUUACCAUCAUGAUCUUUGUUGUUUUUAAUCUCAUUGAUAGAAUAUAUAUUUCAUCAUUACUGCUUAACCUGUCAUAUAGACAACAAACCCUGUAUAUUCCUUUAUGAUUUGUUGUUUAUUAAUUAAAAAAACA